Molecule: messenger RNA, 3200 nt
Organism: Prunus persica (peach)
Lineage: Eukaryota; Viridiplantae; Streptophyta; Magnoliopsida; Rosales; Rosaceae
Product: putative pentatricopeptide repeat-containing protein At3g23330
Exons: 1
Coding region: 322-2583 (753 amino acids)
Biological process (GO): RNA modification
Molecular function (GO): protein binding; RNA binding; zinc ion binding
Source: RefSeq, a predicted model, not a curated record
CUUACCAUUCAAUUAGUGAACAAUGGAGCGGGUUUAAUUCAUUUGGCAGAAAGAGAGUUCAUUCAUUCAUUCAUGAGGGUUUGUGAGAUUUGAUUUCUUCGAUCAAUUUUUACCCUCACCUAAGUCGUUAACUUACGGUGGGAACAACCGACGAUGGCCAAUUGACACAGGCAUUAUUAAUGCAAUUGAGAAUUCAGAUGCCUUUGCUUCUGUUUCGUGUCCUACCUGCCAAAUAGCCAAAACCCUCAACUUUCAUCAUUCAUUUCCAAAGUGACCUCAUAGCAUGUCAAACUCAUCAUUCCAUCGGAAUUAGGAGCUAAAAUGAGAUGGACUUGUCUCAACACCAAAUACAUCAGCUCUAGUUCAGUUUUGAAGCCCACUUAUGUUACAAACACCAACAACCAUUUUAAGUUUCAGAGAUUCCAACACUAUGGGUGGUACCAAUCUCGUGCGGUGGGUGAUUUGCCAAACGAAUCACUGCCUGAUACCCUUCACGCCAAAUCGGUCAAGAAUGGUUCUUUGGACAAUUUGGAUGUCAGGAAUUAUGUCACCAGCUUGUAUGUGAAAUCUAAUAAGUUGGACUAUGCACACAAGCUGUUUGGCGAAAGCCCUGACAGGGAUGUCCGGUCCUGGACCAUACUCAUAUCCGGGUUUGCUCGAAUUGGCUAUUGUAGAAUGGUGUUGGAACUUUUUAAACAAAUGCGAAUUGAGCGUGUUUGUCCGAACCAAUUUACACUAUCUAGUGUUUUAAAGAGUUGUUCUAGUUUAAGCGAUUUUCGGAUGGGUAAGGGGAUUCAUGGAUGGAUUUUAAGCAAUGGGAUUGACUUGGAUGUGGUAUUAGAUAACUCUAUCCUUGAUGUUUAUGUAAAAUGUGGCGCCUUUGAUUAUGCAGAAAAGUUUUUUGAAACUAUGAAAGAGAGAGACACAGUUACUUGGAAUGUAAUGAUGGGUGCAUAUAUGUAUAUUGGGGAUAUGGAGAAGGCUCUUGAUUUGUUCAGAAGACUGCCCUUCAAAGAUGUUACUAGUUGGAAUACAAUCAUAUAUGGGCUAAUGCGAAAUGGGCAUGAAACAUAUGCAUUGGAGCUACUUUCUGAGAUGGUGGAAAUUGGACCUCCAUUUGACAAAGUCACUUUCUCAGUAGCUCUGGUUUUGGCUUCAUCUUUAUAUGUUCUUGAACUGGGGAGACAAAUUCAUGGCCGCGUUCUAAGGUUUGGUAUUCAAAAUGAUGGAUUUCUUCGGACUUCAUUAAUAGAUAUGUAUUCCAAAUGUGGAAAAAUGGAAAAGGCGUCACUCAUAUUCAAAACAUUGCCUUUGAGAACAAAUUCUAAGUUUACUUGUCAUGAGACAAAGACAGAAGUUGUAUCAUGGAGUUCAAUGGUUUCUGGGUAUGUUCGUAAUGGUGAGUACGAAUAUGCUUUGCUAACUUUUUGUUCUAUGGUUCGUGAACAGAUUAUGGUGGAUAGAUUCUCUUUGACAAGUAUUGUUUCUGCAUGUGCUAACGUUGGGAUUUUGCUUCUCGGUCAACACAUCCAUGCACACAUUCAGAAAAUUGGGUACAAAACAGAUGUUCACUUAGGUUCCUCAUACAUUGAUAUGUAUGCUAAAUGCGGGAGCCUAAAUGAUGCUUGGGUGAUUUUUAAACAGACUGUUGAUCUUAAUGUUGUGCUGUGGACUUCAAUGAUUUCCGCUUUAGCUUUACAUGGGCAAGGGAAGGAGGCUGUUCGGCUUUUUGAAUUCAUGAUACAAGAGGGAAAUAAGCCGAAUGAGGUUUCUUUCGUGGUGGUUUUAAAUGCAUGUAGCCAUGCCGGGCUUCUUGAAGAAGGCUGCAAAUAUUUCAGCUUGAUGAAAGAAGUUUAUGGCAUCAAGCCCGGAACUGAGCACUUCACUUGUAUGGUUGAUCUUUAUGGCCGAGCAGGUCGCUUGGAUGAGAUUAAAGAGUUCAUUCAUAAGAAUGGUAUCUCUCAGUUGAGUUCAGUAUGGAAGUCAUUUCUAUCUUCUUGCCGACUUCACAAAAAUUUCGAGCUGGGAAAGUGGGUUUCUGAAAGACUACUUCAACUCGAACCGUUUGAUGAGGGAUCUUAUGUUUUGUUGUCGAACAUGUGUGCUGCGAAUCAUAGAUGGGAAGAAGCGGCUGGUAUGAGAAGAUUGAUGCAAAAAAGAGGAAUUAACAAAGUGGCUGGUCAAUCUUGGAUCCAACAGAAGAAUCAAGUCCACUCUUUCGUCAUGGGUGAUAGGUCCCAUCCACAUUCCAGAGAGAUAUAUUCGUAUUUGGAUGAGCUGAUCGGAAGACUGAAGGAAAUUGGGUAUUCAUUAGACGUGGAAAUGGUGAUGCAGGACGUUGAAGAAGAACAAGGAGAAGUACUUCUUGGUUAUCACAGCGAAAAGCUUGCAAUUGCCUACGGCAUCAUGAGCACAACUUCUGGGAUACCAAUUCGGAUAAUGAAGAACCUGAGAGUGUGUACUGAUUGUCAUAACUUUAUUAAAUAUACUUCUCAGCUUUUAGAUAGGGAAAUAAUUGUGAGAGAUCUUCAUCGGUUCCAUCAUUUUAAACAUGGUCUGUGUUCCUGUGGAGAUUACUGGUAAGGUUCUAAUAUAUAUAUAUAUAUAUAUAUAUAUAUAUAUAUAUUUGUGCAAGUCAUUCUACUGAUGCGCUGGAUCAUUUUCCAUAAUCGCCAAGCAAGUUUAGAAGAAAUAUUUUUCUUUUUGUCACUGAAAAUAGAAUGGUGAUCAAGUAGUAUCAUCUUGAAGGAGCCUGUUAUGAACAAGCUCGAGUCAGCCUCAGAGUUUGUUGCUUGCUGUUCAUGUUGCAACCACAGGCAGAGGGACAUAAGGUAUAAGGGUAAUUUAUCCCUUUACGGUAGGUGACACAACACAACUGUAGCUUUCUUCACUCAACGACUCUGUUUUUCUAUUCUUCCAAUCAAUCAUAUAUGCCCUGCUUCUAAGAAAUACCGCAAUUGGUCUUCUUCCUAGCUCCUAGCCAUGAGAUUGAUUGUAACCAAGAAAGAUGGCUUCGUAUGCACUACUUGAAGGUAGAGUCCAAAUUAAGGAAAGGAAAGAAAAGAAAAGAAAAGAAAAGAAAAGAAAAGAGAAGGAGAGAGAUGUGGAAAUUGGUGGCUUAUUGUAUAAGAGAGGUAAGUGAAGUGGAGAACCCGGACCCACUUUAGAAUCUUCAAUAGAAAAGUGGUUUAUGUUAUGUC